Messenger RNA from Dacryopinax primogenitus, 1501 nucleotides. RefSeq names its product glycoside hydrolase. The record is from RefSeq and is a predicted model, not a curated record. Gene Ontology annotation, cellular component: cell surface; extracellular region. The coding region runs from base 1 to 1464 and encodes 487 amino acids. Gene Ontology annotation, biological process: glucan catabolic process. Lineage: Eukaryota; Fungi; Basidiomycota; Dacrymycetes; Dacrymycetales; Dacrymycetaceae. Gene Ontology annotation, molecular function: beta-glucosidase activity. The transcript is spliced from 6 exons.
AUGGUGAAUAAGCCUAUCCCGAUCCCCCCUGCACCUGCACCAGCCCCGACCGGCAUCCUUAAGCUCGAGGGAGAGAAGAUUGUUGACAAGAAUGGCCACUCAGUCAUUCUGAGGGGAGCCGCUAUUGGUGGUUGGAUGAACAUGGAGAACUUCAUCACUGGUUAUCCUGGCCAUGAGACCGGGAUGCGUGAAGCGCUGCUGGAGGUGCUUGGUCAAGACAAGUACGACUUCUUCUUUGAUCGCUUCCUCGAGUACUUCUUUGAUGAGAAGGAUGCCCAGUUCUUCGCUUCUCUGGGACUCAACUGUCUUCGCGUGCCAUUCAACUACCGCCACUUUGAGGAUGAUAUGAACCCAAGCGUACUUAAGGAGCGAGGAUUCCAGUGGCUGGAUCGCAUCGUUAAUAUCUGCGGAAAGUACGGGAUCUACACUAUUCUGGAUCUGCAUGCGGCGCCGGGUGGGCAGAGCACUGGAUGGCAUUGCGACUCCGGUCUUACCCGCGCCCUGUUCUGGGAGCACAUUGACUUCCAGACCCGUGCAAUCAAACUCUGGGAGGCGCUUGCCGCGCGUUACAAGGACAAUACGUGGGUGGCUGGUUACAACCCUCUUAACGAGCCCGCCGACAGCCAGAAAGCUCAACGCUUGCUGGCUUGGUACGACCGAGUGAACAAGGCGAUCCUGGCGAUCGAUCCGAACCACAUCCAAUUCUAUGACGGCAACACGUAUGCCGCUGACUUCAGCGACUUCAUGGGCCGCCCGCCGAUGCCCAACAGUGUGUACGCGAUCCACGAUUACGCUGGCUACGGUUUCCCAGCAUCGCACGAACUAUACACGGGAAGUGCUGAGCAGAAGCACUUCCUCGAGAAACAAUUUGCGCGCAAAAUCGCGUACAACGAGGAGAUCAAAGGGCAUAUCUGGAACGGAGAGUUCGGUCCUGUGUAUGCGCGCGAAUGGGCCGACGGACCUCAAUGGGAGGAGAUCAACAAGAGUAGGUACAUGGUGCUCAGAGAUCAGCUCGCGCUGUACGACACAAAGAAGAUAUCGUGGAGCAUUUGGCUGUUCAAGGACAUUGGAUUCCAAGGGAUGGUUUAUGCCUCUCCCGACUCCCCCUAUGUCAAGACCCUCCAACCAUUCAUUGAAAAGAAGAAGAAACUUGCCGCAGACGCAUGGGGAGUCGAUCUGACCGACGUUAAGGAGGUCUUCGAACCCAUGGAACAUUGGCUUGAGCAGAACGGCCCGGCGAUCCGAAAGCGCUACCCACCCACGUGGAACCCGGGGCGUCAUCUCGGUCGCCCAGUCCGCAAUAUCCUUCUGUCCGAAAGCCUUUACCCGGAAUAUGCCGCCUACUUCAAGGAUCUCAGCGAGGCUGAACUCGAGGCUUUCGCCGCGAGCUUCAAGUUUGAGAACUGCGUUCAGCGCGAGGGACUGAAUGCGGUGCUUCGGGAGCAUGCAGCUAUUAAGCAGUAGCUUUCGCGCAAGUUCCUGUAUCCUGACGUACUGUACU